Molecule: messenger RNA, 1184 nt
Organism: Fukomys damarensis (Damara mole-rat)
Lineage: Eukaryota; Metazoa; Chordata; Mammalia; Rodentia; Bathyergidae
Product: speckle-type POZ protein-like
Biological process (GO): proteasome-mediated ubiquitin-dependent protein catabolic process; regulation of proteolysis
Cellular component (GO): nucleus; cytoplasm
Molecular function (GO): ubiquitin protein ligase binding
Source: RefSeq, a predicted model, not a curated record
CUUUCAAAUUGGUACUGCUAAGGCUCCCAUAUACUCCACCUCCAGGAGAAAUGUCCUGUGGCCCAGUAGCCGAGAGCUGGUGCUCCACAGAGAUGCAAGUAAUGAAACUGUCCUUCUCCUGGACCAUCAGUAACUUUCGCUUUUACCAAGGGCAGAUGGGUGAAUCCAUUGACAGUUCAACCUUUUCAUCUGGAGCUGAAGAUGAAAGGAAAUGGUGCUUACAAGUAAACCCAACAGGGCUGGAUGAAGAAAGCAAAGAUUACCUGUCCCUUUACCUGAUACUGGUGAGGUGUCCAGUGAGUGUAGCUUGGGCAAGAUUCAAAUUUUCCAUUCUGAAUGCCAAGGGAGAGGAGAUUCGAAGUGUGGAGUGCCCAGCAACUUUGAGAUUCUUGCAAGGCACUGGUUGGGGAUUCAGAAAAUUCAUCCAUAGAGAUGUUCUUUUGGAUGAGGCCAGCGGGCUUCUCCCUGAGGACAAGCUUAGCCUCUUGUGUGAGAUGAGUGUUGUACAAGGUUGUGUCUACACUUCUGGCCAGAAAACCAGGAAUGCAGUGAAGGUUCCUGAGUGUCGCUUGGCAGAGGAGCUAGGAGGGCUGUGGGAGAGUUCCCGGUUCACAGACUGCUGCUUGUGUGUGGCUGGUCAGGAAUUCCAGGCUCACAAAGCCAUCUUGGCAGCUCGAUCUCCAGUUUUUAGUGCCAUGUUUGAACAUGAAAUGCAAGAGAGCUAUAAGAAUCGAGUGGAAAUCAACGAUGUGCAGCCUGAGGUCUUUAAGGAAAUGUUGGGUUUUAUUUACACCGGGAAGGCGCCAAACCUUCACAGAAUGGCGCAGGAUCUGCUGGCAGCUGCUGACAAGUACGCCCUGGAACGCCUGAAGGUCAUGUGUGAGGAAGCCCUCUGCAGCCAGCUCUCCGUGGAAAACGCCGUGGAAAUCUUCACCCUGGCUGAUCUCCACAGCGCGCAUCAGCUGAAAACUCAGGCAUUGGAUUUCAUCAACUACCAUGUUUCCGACAUCCUGGAGACCUCCGGGUGGCAGUCCCUGGUGGCGACCUACCCUGAAUUGGUGGCUGAAGCCUAUGGCUCUCUGGCUAGGGUGCCAUGCCCUUUGCUGGGGCCCCCUUGCAAGCGCCUCAAGAAGACCUAAGACCCAGGCUGUUGUAAGACUCCAUUUAUUUUCCCGGAGCAAUAG